AUGUUUGAUGGAGCUGCUGCACGAGCGGCGAUUCAUGAAAGUGGAGAUUGUCAUGCGCCACAUCUGCGCAAAGUUGGAGGAGGAAAACGGGGAAGACCUAUUGUUAUAGGAAGAGCCAUCUAUGGUCGAGGCAGAAUACAUUUUCGACCUGCGACGACGCAUCAUUUGACCCCUAGAAGAACUGAGGCUGGGCCUGCUAAUGAAGUGCAUACAACUGUUCCUGAACGUCACGAUGCUGCAACUACGACAGAACAUGAACGCGCAGUACAGACUGAAGCACAACAAUCAGGAGAAGAUCGUGUUCCCAAAGAUGAGAUAGAGGAGUUAGAAGAAGAGGAUACAGAGUCUACCUUCACACCAGACUCUGUCAAGCCUCAUUCGCAGCACAGUAAACGUGUGCCUCCUAAGAAAAUGCCCUUUGUUGGGUCAGGACAAAAGGGUAACAACACCUUCUCAAUAGCUGGUAAUCAACAGCAAGUUAUGAAAAUUAUAGGGACGAGAUUUCAAGAAUGGCUACCUUUGGUUCGGAGUAUAAUUUUUGAUGCUUACUGCAAAGACUAUGCGAAAGCCCUCUACAGAGACUUAGCCAGGCAAAAACGAUCUCAUAUGGAGCAGAUGCGAUUACUGGAAAAGUAA
Molecule: messenger RNA, 636 nt
Organism: Strongylus vulgaris
Lineage: Eukaryota; Metazoa; Nematoda; Chromadorea; Rhabditida; Strongylidae
Source: the annotation of a GenBank genome assembly